Molecule: messenger RNA, 6049 nt
Organism: Ictalurus furcatus (blue catfish)
Lineage: Eukaryota; Metazoa; Chordata; Actinopteri; Siluriformes; Ictaluridae
Exons: 34
Coding region: 20-4834 (1604 amino acids)
Biological process (GO): protein phosphorylation; proteolysis
Molecular function (GO): serine-type endopeptidase activity; ATP binding; protein serine/threonine/tyrosine kinase activity
Source: RefSeq, a predicted model, not a curated record
CCAGAGGAGACACAAGAUCAUGGAGAUUAUUUUGUGGAAAGUUGUGUGUGUUGUAUUUGCUCUACUCCUAAAUGUUGCAGGCUCACUCGCCCAGCUGGAUGUGUGUGGUCGGCCUCCACUGAACACCAAGAUUGUGGGUGGUGAAAAUGCUAGUCCUGGGUCCUGGCCUUGGCAGGUCAGCUUUCAGACAAGUGGCAGCCAUUUCUGUGGUGGCAGCCUGAUCAAUCAGAACUGGGUCUUAUCAGCUGCUCACUGUUUCCAAAGGAAUGGUGCAGAUUCUAUCACAACCUUACUUGGAAUGCAAAGUCUGGACGAGACAAACGCUAAUAUGCAGAAGCUAAGCGUUAAUAGCAUUAUCAUCCAUGAAGACUAUAACCCUAAUAUUGAUAAUGACAAUGACAUUGCGCUGGUCCAGCUCGCCUCUUCAGUGACAUUCAAUGAUUAUGUCAUGCCGGUGUGCCUCGCAGCAAGCAGCAGUUCUUUUCCUGGUGGUACUAAUGUCUGGGUCACAGGAUGGGGUAGAAUCGCUUCUGAUGAGAAUUUGCCAUCCCCUGGAACCCUGCAGGAGGUGCAGGUGCCGAUUGUCAGUAACAGUAACUGUGCAAAAGCAUAUUCAUAUACUUCUAUCACAGACAAUAUGAUGUGUGCUGGCUUAGCUCAGGGAGGAAAAGACUCAUGCCAGGGUGAUUCUGGAGGUCCACUGGUAGUCAAGGUUAAUGAAACCUGGGUUCAGGCUGGGAUCGUGAGCUUUGGCCAUGGCUGCGCUUUACCUAAGUUCCCUGGUGUGUACACCAGAGUGUCUCAGUACCAAGACUGGAUUAACAGCAAGAUCAGCAGCAAUCAACCUGGAUUUGUUGUAGCCUCAAAUGGCAACCGUGGCUCUCCCAACCUCUUCUGUCUGUUCCUUUCUUUCUCCAUCAUCCCCUUCCUCCUCUCCCUCCAUUUCUUCUAUUGCUGGAGCAUUAAUUCAAGUACUUCAGAAGCAAGGAGAGGGUCAGAGGACCUACCAGAGCAAGUCAACACCCAGUGCCAUUUCAACAAACAGGAGCACAAGGAGAGACCUCCGUUUCUCAUGACACCCAGAGAUGUGGUCAGGCAUUUUAGCGACAAGUUGACUGAUUUUGAACUGAAAGAGAUCAGGGAAUACUCUGAGCUCUGGUACCUGGGCAAGGGUGAAUCGAAUGGCAACAACAUACAGGUUCCCCCUGAUCACAUAGCUUACCGCUAUGAGGUGUUGGAACUGCUUGGAAAAGGAUCCUUUGGACCGGUUUCUAAGUGUCUGGAUCACAAGACCAAUGAGAUGGUGGCUGUUAAAAUCAUUCAAGACAUGGGAACUUACAGGGAAGAGGUGGAAAUCCUCAAUAGUUUGACGAAGAAAGACAGAAAUGACAGUUACAUCGUCUCGAUGAAGACCCACUUUUACCUUCUCGGACGCCUUUGUAUCGUCUAUGAGCUCCGUGGAAACCAGAGGAGACACAAGAUCAUGGAUAUCUUUUUGUGGAAAAUUGUGUGUGGUCUAUGUGCUCUGUUCCUUAAUGCUAGAGGUUCACUCUCCCAGCUAGAUGUGUGUGGUCGGCCUCCACUGAACACCAAGAUUGUGGGUGGUGAAAAUGCUGCUCCUGGGUCCUGGCCUUGGCAGGUCAGCUUUCAGACAAGUGGCAGCCAUUUCUGUGGUGGCAGCCUGAUCAAUCAGAAUUGGGUCUUAUCAGCUGCUCACUGUUUCCAAAGCUUUGCUGCAGAUUCUAUCACAAUCUUACUAGGAAUGCAAAGUCUGGAGGGGACUAAUGUUAAUAUGCAGGAAAGAAGCACUAGUAACAUUAUCAUAAACCAAGGGUAUGACCAAACCACCAAUGACAAUGACAUAGCGCUGGUCCAGCUCUCCUCUUCAGUGACAUUCAAUGAUUAUGUCAUGCCGGUGUGCCUCGCAGCAAGCAGCAGUCCUUUUCCUGGUGGUACUAAUGCCUGGGUCACAGGAUGGGGUAGAAUUGGUUCUAGCGUGAAUUUGCCGUCCCCUGGAACCCUGCAGGAGGUGGAGGUGCCGAUUGUCAGUAACAGUGACUGUGCAAAUGGAUAUGGAACUGGUUCUAUCACAGACAAUAUGAUGUGUGCUGGCUUAGCUCAGGGAGGAAAAGACUCAUGCCAGGGGGAUUCUGGAGGUCCACUGGUAGUCAAGGACAAUGGAACCUGGGUUCAGGCUGGGAUUGUGAGCUUUGGUAAUGGUUGCGCUUUACCUAAUUUCCCUGGUGUGUACACCAGAGUGUCUCAGUACCAAGACUGGAUUAACAGCAUGAUCAGCAGCAAUCGACCAGGAUUUGUUAAAGUCACAAAUAGUGGCUAUAGUAGCAAUAAUGGCUUCCCCAACCUCUUGUGUCUGAUCCUUUCUUUCUCCAUUAUCCCCUUUCUCCUCUGUUUAGUUAAAAUUGUUCUGAAUGACAUGGGAAAGCGGAAGAUCAUCCAGAGAUCUCUGAAUGAUGCUUUCCCACACUCCUGGUAUUUUGGGGACAAGUUGACUGAUUUUGAACUGAAAGAGAUCAGGGAAUACUCUAAGCUCUGGUACCUGGGCAAGGGUGAAUUGAAUGGCAACAACAUACAGGUUCCCCCUGAUCACAUAGCUUACCGCUAUGAGGUGUUGGAACUGCUUGGAAAAGGAUCCUUUGGACCGGUUUCUAAGUGUCUGGAUCACAAGACCAAUGAGAUGGUGGCUGUUAAAAUCAUUCAAGACAUGGGAACUUACAGGGAAGAGGUGGAAAUCCUCAAUUAUUUGAGGAAGAAGGACAGAAAUGACAGUUACAACAUCGUCUUCAUGAAGACCCACUUUUACCUCCGCGGACGCCUUUGUAUCGUCUAUGAGCUCCGUGGGAGACACAAGAUCAUGGAUAUCUAUUUGUGGAAAAUUGUGUGUGGUCUAUGUGCUCUACUCCUUAAUGCUAGAGGCUCACUCUCCCAGCUAGAUGUGUGUGGUCGGCCUCCACUGAACACCAAGAUUGUGGGUGGUGAAAAUGCUGCUCCUGGGUCCUGGCCUUGGCAGGUCAGCUUUCAGACAAGUGGCAGCCAUUUCUGUGGUGGCAGCCUGAUCAAUCAGAAUUGGGUCUUAUCAGCUGCUCACUGUUUCCAAAGCUUUGCUGCAGAUUCUAUCACAAUCUUACUAGGAAUGCAAAGUCUGGAGGGGACUAAUGUUAAUAUGCAGGAAAGAAGCACUAGUAACAUUAUCAUAAACCAAGGGUAUGACCAAACCACCAAUGACAAUGACAUAGCGCUGGUCCAGCUCUCCUCUUCAGUGACAUUCAAUGAUUAUGUCAUGCCGGUGUGCCUCGCAGCAAGCAGCAGUUCUUUUCCUGGUGGUACUAAUGCCUGGGUCACAGGAUGGGGUAGAAUUGGUUCUAGCGUGAAUUUGCCAUCCCCUGGAACCCUGCAGGAGGUGGAGGUGCCGAUUGUCAGUAACAGUGACUGUGCAAAUGGAUAUGGAACUGGUACGAUUACAGACAAUAUGAUGUGUGCUGGCUUAGCUCAGGGAGGAAAAGACUCAUGCCAGGGGGAUUCUGGAGGUCCACUGGUAGUCAAGGACAAUGGAACCUGGGUUCAGGCUGGGAUUGUGAGCUUUGGUAAUGGUUGCGCUUUACCUAAUUUCCCCGGUGUGUACACCAGAGUGUCUCAGUACCAAGACUGGAUUAACAGCAUGAUCAGCAGCAAUCAAUCAGGAUUUGUUAAAGUCACAAAUAGUGGCUAUAGAAGCAAUAGUGGCUUCCCCAACCUCUUGUGUCUGAUCCUUUCUUUCUCCAUUAUCCCCUUUCUCCUCUGCAACUUCUAUCUGGUGCUCUCUUGCAACCGCUGUCUGCAUUGCUUUCUUCACAACAAAGGACAAAGGAACAAGACGACAAAAAAGUGGCUACAGGACAACUCUAGGGGACACAAGAUCAUGGAUAUCUAUUUGAGGAAAAUUGUGUGUGUUCUAUGUGCUCUGCUCCUUAAUGCUAGAGGCUCACUCUCCCAGCUAGAUGUGUGUGGUCGGCCUCCACUGAACACCAAGAUUGUGGGUGGUGAAAAUGCUGGUCCUGGGUCCUGGCCUUGGCAGGUCAGCUUUCAGACAAGUGGCGGCCAUUUCUGUGGUGGCAGCCUGAUCAAUCAGAACUGGGUCUUAUCAGCGGCUCACUGUUUCCAAAGCAUUACUGCGCCUAAAAUCACAAUCUAUCUAGGAAUGGAAAAUCUGACAGACCCUAAUAGAUCACAAAAAAGCAUUAGUAACAUUAUCAUCCACCAAGAAUAUAACAAUACCACUUUGAACAAUGACAUUGCACUGGUCCAGCUCUCCUCUUCAGUGAAUUUGACUAAUUAUGUCAUGCCGGUGUGCCUCGCAGCAAGCAACAGUUCUUUUCCUGGUGGUACUAAUGUCUGGGUCACAGGAUGGGGUAAAACCAGUUCUACUAAUCCGGUGCUCCCUCAAACCCUGCAGGAGGUGCAGGUGCCGAUUGUCAGUAACAGUAACUGUACAAACGAAUAUAGACCUAUUUCCAUCACAGACAAUAUGAUGUGUGCUGGCUUAAUUCAGGGGGGAAAGGGCUCAUGCCAGGGUGAUUCUGGAGGUCCACUGGUGGUCAAGUUCAAUGGAACCUGGAUUCAGGCUGGGAUCGUGAGUUUUGGCACUAACAAAGGAUGUGCUGUACCUGUUAUACCCAGUGUGUACACCAGAGUGUCCAAGUACCAAGACUGGAUUAACAGCAAGAUCAGCAGCAAUCAACCCGGAUUUGUCACAGUCUCAACUGGCAAUCGUGGCUCCGCCAACCUCUUCUGUCUGUUCCUUUCUUUCUCCAUCAUCCCCUUCCUCCUCUCCCUAUAAGGGCUGGUGAAUCCAUUAGGCGUCAUAGGCAGCCACCUAGGAACUCACCAAAUCCGAUUAACAGUACCGGGCCACAUUUAACAUUCCUCAUAUUUUUUCUUACCUCAGCAAAGUUUGUUUGGUCAAAUUGGUUUGUUGGCGCCCCCUAGUGCCAAUGUAAAUUAGCAGCAGUAUGUGCAAGGCUGUGUUAUGUGCAACAGGACACUCAUCAGCGGUGUAUUUUAUUUAUUUUUUAAAUAAAAUUAAAAAGUACACCAUACAUAUCAGUCAUCAUUGGUGUGUCUGUGUGACUGUGAAGUGUGUGUGAGUGUUAGUGAUGAUGAUUUAGUAUUUUUACAGCAUUAUGCAUGAUAAUCAUCAUGGAAUAAUAAUGCUGCUGACGUAUUAACGGCAGUGGCAAUCAAGAUUGUUAGUUGAGAUGCAAAAUGAAGCAAUAAAAACCAUCAGGAGCCAAAUUAAAAAAGAAAAAAGAAGAAGAGGCAAAGCGUAAAAAAAACGAAAGUAAGCUUGUUAUAAUUUCUAUAUCAUUUAUUCUUUUUGUGGUGUUAAAUUAUUUAGAUAAUGGAUUUACAAUGAAGACUGGGAUUAGUUGACUUCUGUCAACUUCUUAUUUAAAAAAUCUUAGCACUUGCUUUGUACUGAGUAUAUAAUAAGGUAAAUUUGUGUUUAUUUUCUUUUUUUGUGGUUAUGCCUGUCCACGAUGGCUAUUUAUUUUUUGUGUGUGGGUGGGUGGACGGGUUGGUGAGCUAACAUUACUGAAGUGAGCUAACAUUACUGUACUCUAGCUAUUUCAUCUGUCGUACAGAAGAACAAUAAUUAGCUUUUUUCUGUAGCUUUUACUUACUUAUUUGGAGAACUGCUUUUUCUUAGCGUGCUCAAUACUUUUUUCCUGUGUCAUUCCACUUCAUUACACAUAACUUCAUUUAUAGACUUCAAUGUUGUGGAUUCUUUAUAUUUCUGGAUUUUUUGAGUUAAUACUGAUGUCUGGUGAAAAUUUCAUGUGAAUAACCUCACUGGAAAUAUAUUUACUGAAAAAAAUGUUGUCGAGUCCAAUACUUAUUUACCCCCACUGUGUAUUCCUGUCACUUGUCGUUCUACUUAUCUGCUUAGUCUAAACUUCAUUACUAUUACACUAUUACAUCUGGUUAGAUGCUAAACUGCAUUUCGUUGUACUUGUAAUCUGUACAAUGACAAUAAAGUUUAAUCUAAUCAGUU